GUAUCUUAUGUAAGCAUCACUUUAAGCUAACUUAUAUGUGGAUAGCGUCAAAACCUUAAGUCCGCACCACAGACGUGUUUGGACAAAUCUCGCGCUAGUACUCACGCGAUAAUGGGCAAUUCGACGUUGGGUUGUCGACACCUAAACUACUGCCAUGCCCUUGUUCAUGUUCGCCUCCUUCAAGCAACAGGCUUGUCGAAGCUGACACCUGCUCUUUAUCCUCAUAUAUGAGCAGUUAAACUAUCAUUACGACUGAUCAUUUGCUUAGAAAAUCGAAAAGCUGCCUUAGAUCCCAAGGCACGCAUCAAGGGACCCUUUUUAUUUGGCAGCCUCACUUUUGACGCAGCCUUCGUCACAUCACCAACACUUCAUCCUCCACCUGCCUAAACGAUACACAGCCAUUAUGGCGCCCUCUAGGACCUCUCGGAGGGAGAGCGUAAUCUCACUUGAAACCCCCGAAAGAAGCUUAGUUGCCCAAGAAUCAGUUGCCACAGCUGGCACGUCAACAGUUGCGAUGGCGAAGUCCUCAUCGGAGAUAACGCCAAGUAUGGGGCCCGCGGAUAUCUUCAAGGCCGACCUCGAGAAUAUAAAAUCGCUCGUCACUUGCACCAUUUGUGACCAGCUUCUCUACGAACCAUGGAUGCUCGCAUGUGGGCAUACCUAUUGUUACAGUUGUCUGUGCAACUGGUUUUUGCCAAAUAGACGGUCCAAGUCGUGCCCAGACUGCCGAAGUGCAGUUAAGGCAAUGCCUGCUCCGGCAUUCGUGAUCAAGCAGCUGGCGGAGGUAUUUGUGAGCCGCGUUGAGCUUAUGCCAGCCGAUGAAAGUACGGAACAGCACGUCAAAAGGCGAAAGGAAGAAAAUCAGGCGGUUGAGACCGACAGGAUUUCCGACGAAGGGUUGUUUAAGGGCUGUUUCAGCACUGCCCGGCUAGGCAAUAUACGUUACGACGAAGCUGACCGUAUGCACGUUUGCUCUCACUGUGGGCACGAGUUUACAGGGGGUCCGUUGUGCGAAAACUGCGGCGUGGACUUUGAGGGAGAGGACGAAGCUAUACGAGACGACUUCAGCGACUUGGAAGAAAUGGAGUUCGAUUUGGACGAGGAAGAGGACGGAGAUGCGGAGGAGGGCGAAGAUGAUAUUGAGGAUGAGGACUAUUUCCAUGGCAGGGAUCCUCGAGAAGGGCUGGAUUGGUUCGAUCCGUUUGAUGGGGCCGUCCAAUUUGAAGAUGUCCGCCAGCUGCUUGAAGAUCACCCAGCUCACCACCACCACCACCAUCAUCACCACCCUCAUUAUCAUCACCUUCUUCACCCCAUGCAUAUGGAAGCCCGAGUGUCUCGUGCGAGAGGCGAGCAUUCAGACGAGAGCGAGGAAGAAGAAAGCGACGGCGACGAGACAACAUCAUCAAUGAUGGACUUUAUUGAGCCAGAUGAUAGCUCUCCUGCAGUUGGGCGCAGGUCAAGGCCUCAAAUUAUAGACAGCGAUAGCGAUGACUCGGAUGAAGAAGAUGAGGAGGAAGAGGAAGAAGAGGAAGUGGUGUCAUCGAGACCGCGCCUACAGGCAAGGAGGCGGCCUAAUCGACCAAUUGUAGUGGACUCAGACUCGGAAGUUUCAGCCGAUUCUGGAGAUGGUCAAGGAGAGUCAGAGGGAGCAAAUCACCCUGACAUAGGCGAUGAGCAUGAAUCCGAUAGCUCUGCUAGGAAUGGUGGUUAUAGUCCCUUGGACCACGGUGAUGAUAGCGAAAAUGAUGAAGCUGAGCCGUUUGCUGCAGUCGACCACCAUUCGGGCACCGGCGACUCUGAAACCACAGUUGGCCGCCACGAAUUGGAUGACGAAGAUGAUAGGGGUGCAACAAGCUGCAAUGAUGGACCUGCGGUAUCCCGUCGUGGUGGCGAAGCAGCUACACAGAGAUGUCCGUUCCACAGACGUAGCGGAUCGACGGCGAAGACGCAGCGCGAGCGAAUAUCGGCGGGACCACAAGGUUCCAGGGAGCAAAGCCUCGAGGAAAAUUUAGAGGACCGUGACGAGGAACGGAUAUCCUCGCCCGCAGCUGUAUACGACGCGUCGGACGACGAGAAUGAGGCCACUGAUGAAGACGGAGAUAUCGAAAUGGACGCGAAGUCGGGUAUGAGGGGCAGUGUUCCAGAGCCUGACCUAUUAAGUCACAACGCUUUGGAUGAAUUUUUCCCCAAUCCUGAGAUAUGGUUGGAGCAACCUGCUCCUCCAGCUCCAAGGGCUCGGCGUAGGCGAGGAGCUCCUGCCCAAAUGUCACCUACACAAGACUCGUGAAAGCCCACUUUACGAAGGCCAAAGGGAUGCCCCCCGCAGGAUCGAAGCACCGUCGAGAUCGCGGCGGCGAGCCCAAUACCGUCUGGCUCCACCAAUUUUAAGUAACCGAUUUGGACCUAAUCGCGAACCAAUUGCCAUAUCGUCAUCUGCGAGGCCAGGGAGGGCUCACAGGAAUCGACGGGAGUAUCGGGCUUAAGGGGAACAAGGGUGGGGCGUUUGGAACAAGGAAAGGGCCAGCGAGGAGUUAUUCGCAUUGCAGACUAGCAUUCGCACAAAAACAAGUGUAUGAAGCUGUAUGGUUGUAAUGAAAUACUAAUUAUUUAUAAAAUGUCAAUGCAUGGAUUAC
This is a messenger RNA of Pseudogymnoascus destructans, 2633 nucleotides long. RefSeq lists its product as uncharacterized. The record is from RefSeq and is a predicted model, not a curated record. NCBI's taxonomy places the organism in Eukaryota, Fungi, Ascomycota, Leotiomycetes, Thelebolales, Thelebolaceae. The transcript has 5 exons. Gene Ontology annotation, biological process: proteasome-mediated ubiquitin-dependent protein catabolic process. The coding region runs from base 404 to 2287 and encodes 627 amino acids. Gene Ontology annotation, molecular function: metal ion binding; ubiquitin protein ligase activity. Gene Ontology annotation, cellular component: nucleus.